Messenger RNA from Maniola jurtina (meadow brown), 2134 nucleotides. RefSeq lists its product as uncharacterized. Lineage: Eukaryota; Metazoa; Arthropoda; Insecta; Lepidoptera; Nymphalidae. The record is from RefSeq and is a predicted model, not a curated record. Bases 297 to 2114 code for a protein of 605 amino acids. The transcript has a single exon.
AAACUAGAAACAUGAAAAAAAAUUGGAUUUAUAAAUUAUUUCGUCCAUAGACUAACAUUUAGAAAACAUUACAAUUGUGGCUAGUUGAAGAAAACUCAUUAAUCACAAGUUACGUUAUCACAUUUUUAGAUAUGCAUAAUUCAUCAUUCCGACGACAUCAUAUAUCAUGGAAAAUUGGACAUCAGAACUGAAUAAGUGGCUGUUAUUAAAGUCAAUACCUACCACAUUGGGUAUAAAUACGACAAAAUCAGUAGUUUGUUAAGUUACUAAACCACUAGAUACUGCCCGGUGUGAAUAUGCAGUUUCUACAAAGAUAUUUUACAUUUUGUGUUGCAUUACAUACAGUAAUCGUACAAACAGGAUCAAACAUGUUAAUGACACCUAUAAAUAAUAACCAAGUAGAAGAAUAUCAAAUAUCUGCAAUGAGUUGUAUUGUUAAUUUGACAAAGAAAUUUAUCCCUUGCGGGGCAUUAAUGACAUUAGUCGAUACAACGAAUCAAAUCGAUCCACUAAUUAAAUCAUUGAGUGUUAGCGAUUGUUAUACUUUUAUUUUAAGAUCGAUUCACAGGCACUGGCGGAUGCUACCAACAGAAGCCUACAUUAUUUCUAGUUCAAAUGUUGAUCAGCUGAGAUCGAGUUUAAAUGAACUAACAAAAGAAGUUGGAUGGAAUCCAAGAGCCACCGUCUUCUUAACUAUACACGAGUUAGAGAAAGAAGAAAUUACUGAAAUAUUCGAAUUGCUUUUAACGCAUAAUGUAUUUGACGUUCUCUUUAUAAAAGAGGAUAAAAACGGGGUUUCAAAGGUUUAUAACUAUUUUCCAUAUGAUAACCAAAAAUGUGGCCAAGUAACCGACGACAUUAUUAAAGAAGAAGAUUGUAAUUACGUAGAAACUAUUGAGAAGAACUCAAAAACUUUGGAGAGCAAAUAUCAAAACUGCACUAUAGUGGUCGCUGCAAGUGAAGACUUAGUUAAUUUUAUUUUUAAAACUAACAGCGAGUUUUCAUAUUUAGGAAGAAAAAUAGAAGGUAUUGAGCAGCGUUUGCUAAAAAAUAUUGCAAAAUUAGAAAACUUAAGUAUAAAAUAUAUUUUACUAGGAACAGACAUGCAGUAUGGAAUAGUUUUACCAAAUCAUACCAUUACCGGCGUGUUGAGCUAUUUACAAAACAAUACUGUCUCUAUAGCGGGAGGCGGGUUUUUUUUAAUAUGGAAUCGAGUAGAAUUGUUUGAUUUUAUUUGGGGCUACAACUUUGCAAAUUUAUAUUUAUUCACGCCAGUAUUUGGCGAGGAAAAUUGGAAAAAAGUUUUUCAAGAGUUCAGUGGCACUACAUGGAUGUUGAUAGUUUUAUCAUUCUUCUUUACUACGACUGUAGUUACUGUUGUACGCAAAUGUUUAUUGCAUAAAGAAGAUGAUAAGUUACUAAUAGUGAUUAAAAUGUGGGGAUAUAUUUACGGGCGUCCAGACCUUGGUUUAUUUCAAGUAAAGAAAAUGCGUAUCAUUAUCAUAAUUUGGAUUUUGUUUACAUAUUUUAUCUCGAGUUUUUACAAUACGGCAUAUUAUAGUCUGUUAACAAGAAAACAUGAUCCAAUUUUACGUGAGGGUCCGGUUAACCUGCAAUCUUUGCCAUAUCUGCCUUGUUUAACUGAUGUUACUCGUAUAUUCUUCAAAUAUAAUUUUAAUGAGACUUUGCCUGGAAAAGAAAAUGAAAAUUGUCGAGAUCCAAAAAUCGCCUUGGACUUGGUGGCAAAUAGCGGUAAAUACUACGCCAUUGAUAUGGAUUACGGUUACAAAUUAAGAGAAUACAGGUAUUUAGAUGAAGAUGGCAAUCCUAAACUUCAGAAAUCGAAGUAUACAAGUGAUAUGCCUGUAACCUUGUACACAAAUCGGGGCUUUCCUCUCCUCCGAAAAUUUCAGAGAUAUGCUGCUUAUCAUUUUGAGUCUGGUAUUUUUCAGAAACACCUAGAGGAAAUAUAUCAUAGCAAUAAAAUAUUUCACAAACAUCACAAGUCCAAAUACAGAAAUUCUCGUCUAAGCGACUAUAAGGUCGAGUUUUACAUUUUGUACCUCGGCUACUUCAUUUCAUCUGUAUGUUUUAUUAUUGAAAUCAAUAAAUGAACCAGGUACUAGGUAUUAUU